GCCCAGACCGUCUUUCAUCGGAAUCUGCAAGGAUUCCAUUUUGUUUCGUCUCAAAACGGUAGGAUCGGAGGCCUCAUCGGCUUCAAGAUCGCCGAAACGAACCACCGAAGAGCUCCUUAGCCCCGCGCCGAAGACGGAGCUGGAAGUUACUCAACCACAUCAUCCCACGAAGACGGGGGGGAACCAUACAGUAUAUAGCCUCUGUGCUUUAAAGCCAUGGAAGAGCCUCUUGACGGAACCUCUAUCUCUUGAUUCGGCGACUAUCCAAUGCUUCCUGCUUCCCCUUGUCUUUAACUAACCUUGCUGCCUUGGUCGUAUCUACUUCAAUUAAGUCAAAAUGGUGGUGUUUAUUGACUACGACCACGAUAUCCCCAACGGGCAUAGCUUUUCAAAGGGUCCCAGCGGUUUUUCACAUCUCUAUGUAGAACCCGGGAAACCUGGUGUUUCAAAGCUCAUGAAUCUGGAUAUACCGCCCAGCGACCAUCUUGCCAAUCCGCCUUCGGAUGAUACAGAUCUACAGAAAGAAAAUAGGCAGCCAGUGCCAAAUCGGAAUUCUUUCUCGGCCGCUUUAAGCUGUUAUCCGAUCGCGAAGGAGAUUGCCCGAUCAAUUGAUCUUAAUACUCUGCACGCGCUCUCCGGGACGUGUCGUCAGUUCCAUGCGAACCUGGCCCCCUACCGGCAACAGCUUGUCAAACAGACGCUUCGCUGCGAAAAUGAAUAUAUCGAGACGCUCUCAGAUAUGUUGAGCAGCGGUGCUGCUAUCCCGGACAGUGUUAAGUCCGUAAUCCGGUUGCUGAGAAGAGACGCACUGAGUUCUGGCCAACUUACAAGCGGCAAAGUCUCUAAAUGUGCAAGGGAUAUGGUUGCAGAGUGCCGUGGGUGUUCGAAAAUCGUGUGUCGGAAUUGUACCGCCAAACCCCCGAAUAACGCGACACUAAAGAACCGCAUUCGUCGACUAUGUACGCCCUGCCGCACCGCGCCAUUGAACAAGCUCGCCUCCUCCCCAUCUCAUUUGAUAUCAGAUUUCCCAAGCCAUGCUUCUCCCGUGUGUUUCCAAGAUACGUGUACAUGUGAAGAAUCCAUUUGGCUGUGCCAUCAAUGUGGACACAGAUUACGUAGGAAUGAUACCACGUACCGUCGGGUAUGGACAUGGCGGACACGCUACAGCACAUAUUUAGGGGGCUUAGGGACAGGCAUUGGCGAAGGCUGUCAAGGCGUCAAAUGCGGCAGAGAAGAGAACUGUCUUGCGGCCCAAGAAAUUGAGCUAGAAGUCGAGUGCGACGCCGACUCUCUGUCUAGCACCUCCUCCGAUAACGGAUAUCAUCUUGGACAUCAUCACAACCACACACAUGAAAAAUGGGAGCACCGUGAUGAGGAACAGCCCGGUUAUUUGCGGCAAGAGAUCAUUGGCAUCGGAGGGGUUGUGAAGCAGAAGGCCAAGAAACGAGUGGUGGUCGGUGCAUGCGUAGUGGAGCACGAGGACGAGCGGGAAACAGGAGAGUAUCUCACGCGUGAAGAAGAGGGGCUCGAUCGAAGCUGGUGCGACUGGUGCUGGAGAGUUAUCCCGGCCCAAGGCGAAAAAAGCUAUUAGUGUUGGGCGCUUGGUCUGCGUCCAGGAGUAUUACGAGCCAUCUAUAACAUACUGUACUUCUUAGUAGUAGCAGUCAGACAAUAAAUCCAAACCCCAGAUCUAACAG
Molecule: messenger RNA, 1697 nt
Organism: Aspergillus ochraceoroseus IBT 24754
Lineage: Eukaryota; Fungi; Ascomycota; Eurotiomycetes; Eurotiales; Aspergillaceae
Exons: 3
Coding region: 338-1591 (417 amino acids)
Source: RefSeq, a predicted model, not a curated record